Molecule: messenger RNA, 2274 nt
Organism: Planococcus citri (citrus mealybug)
Lineage: Eukaryota; Metazoa; Arthropoda; Insecta; Hemiptera; Pseudococcidae
Exons: 2
Coding region: 180-1628 (482 amino acids)
Source: RefSeq, a predicted model, not a curated record
ACUUGGAAGCGUUUGAUUAGAUUGCAAAGUAAAUACCUACUCAAAAUGUAGGUACAUUGAAGAUUGGAAAUUUUUUUUCGAUAUUUUAGUUGUACCAUUUUGUUUAAAACAAAUCUUUUGCAAAAAUGGUCUAGUGUUAUGUGUUAAAAAAAUAUAUGUAUUUCUAGAAUAUUGUAAAAAUGCUACCUAAGGCCUUCAUUUUCGUCGCAUUGACCCAUCUACACCUUUUCCGGGUGAAUGGAGAAGCAGAUUUCGAAAAACUCCGAUUAACCAAAUACUUCGUCGAUAAAACCGAACUGAUAGCAACUUUCUUCGACGACGAAUUACUCCCUUAUCACUACAUCACAUACCCGAACGGAUUCGGCAAAUCGAUCAACUUACAAAUGCUGAAAUUAUUCGCAAACAUCGUCGUUGACGAGCACGGACACCCGGUGAAUUACCAAUACACCCAAACUUACCAUAUAUUCCAAGGUUUGAAAAUUUUCAAACACCACGACGUGAUUAAAAACCAUCUAGCUCAACAUCCAGUACUGCACUUGUCGUUCGUGAAAAUGAAAAACAUCUCGGACGAAUUCAUCUUAGGAUACUUAAACGAACGUUUACGAGCCUGUUUCGAAGAUUACGAAUGGUUAAUUCCGCUCCUGAAUGAUGACAAAAUAAUGAAUAAAAAACUUCAAAAAUUUCGCAUAGGAUUACAAGAGAUAGACUUUUUGAAAAACAUAUACUGGCAGAGAUUAAACUUAGCCGAUGCUGUGAGAGGAUUACAAACACUGAGUAAAAUUCUAACCGUGUAUUUCGGUAAAAGGACCAUCAUAUUGAUCGAUCAAUACGAUCAGGUUUUAGGUUCAUCGCCCAUAGAAUGGGACGAGACGGCGAAAUACGUUUAUAAUAUAAUCAACGCUAUGAUCGCUCAUGCUCUCGAAGGCCAUGAAAAAGUGGACCGAGCUUUGAUUUUUGGCACAAAUACGAUGUUGCCGUUUCGUGAAAGUCAUAUUAUUUUGAAUCGAAUCAGGCAUUAUCCUUUUUUAAGCGAACAUAUUUUCGAUAGGUUUUUCGGAUUUUCGGCUCACGAGAUGAAAAAAUUACACAGCACGUUUAAGUGUUCUUCAGACGAGAUACAUGGUUUGAGGGAAUAUUACAACGGAUACAAGAUUUUCGACUCGCACGAGACUAUAUUUAAUCCUCGAUCGGUGAUACAGUAUUUUUCCCAUAAACAUGGCAAUAAAACAUCUUUCAGACGUUACUGGAAAGAAGAAGAGAGAAUUUUGGAAUCAUUCGUGGCGGACGAGAAGUUCAAAAACGUUCUUAUUAAUUUGACUCGAGAUAUUCCAGUAUCGUUUAAUGUUACCGAUGUUUACUCCGAAUCGGAUUACAGGAGGUAUUGUGAAAAUAGAAAAGAUGAUCUAAUGCUGACUUUUUUGUUCGAUCGAGGAUACUUGACUCCGAUGAUGAAUAACGAUCAUUUAUUCGUGAUACCGAAUUAUGAAAUUAAAUUAGAUAUUGAGAAUGAAUUGGAAUAUAGCGGAGUAAAAUUCGAAUCGAAAAAAUGGACUCGAAUUAUUCCAACUCACAAUGCAGGAAAUCAGAAACCUUUGGAUAAUUCGACGGGAACGAAGCAUCUAAGCUGAGUAGAAAGAUUCGGUUGAAAAGAAAUGAGAAAAAGUUCAAAAUAAAUAUCAAUGUAUUUAUUCAAAUGAAUAACAUUACGAAAGACUUAAAAAUGUUAAAAAUAAAUAAAUGAAAAAAAGAAGAAGAAAGAAAGAAAAUAAUAUUCCAGGAACUUUUUACAUACUACUCUGGUGAUUUGGCUACCUUCGCUUGAACCGUUCUUCGCACAGCAAAAUAUACAAUAUUUGAUUAAAGCCAAUUUAUCGCAAACAGCGAAUAUAUAGUUUCACAUGACGGGUUAACCGCUUGAAGAAAAAAAAAACAGUAUAACGUAGUUAAAUACAUACAAUAAAUAUACAAUAAUGAGAACAUUUCGUAGUUUUUUUGCUUUAAAUUUUCGACUAAGAAUUAUUAUAAAUAGAAUAUAAAUUCCGGAGGGGAGAAUAAAUAUGAACAGAAAAAAAAAUCUAGAAAAAAAAACAAAAAAAUAAAUCAUCUACUGUUUUAAAUAGUCGUUCGAUAUGUAUAAUGUAUGUACCUAUGUAAUUAAAUAGACCAGAUCAGUGACCAAAUUUGUACUAGGCUAUUGCACGUAGAUCAGUACUCUCAAUCAUCGUAAUAUUAUUACAAACAAAUACAUAGAAAUAAAAACAUUUUUUCAACUAA